UUCAGGUUACAACACUUGCAGGGUCUUCGGUUCAGUCGGUCGCUGCCGCCGUUAAGCUGUUUUUGUGACAGCCAGGCAGCCGCUUCUCUGGUCGCCUUGAACGCUGCCUUCCUUUUCGGCCUUCCUGCACUGAAAAGCGGCGGAGAAAUGACUUUAGUGUCGAGGAUUUAACGAGUUUGUACUGUUGAACCGAACCGAGCCGCUAACUUGUCACCAUGAGAAGCAGGAGCAACUCGGGCGUUAAACUGGACAACUAUGCCCGGAUGGUGCACCAAACUAUCCUGAAACACCAAGAUCCAGUGACGGGUCUUCUGCCAGGCAGCACAGAUCAGCCGGACGCCUGGGUCAGAGACAAUGUUUACAGCAUCGUGUCGGUGUGGGCUCUCAGUCUUGCCUACAGGAAGAACGCAGACAGGGAUGAAGACAAGGCCAAGGCCUACGAACUGGAGCAGAGUGUGGUAAAGCUAAUGAGAGGUGUCCUUCAGUGUAUUAUGAGGCAGCUGGAUAAAGUGGAGAAGUUUAAAUACAGCAGAAGUACCUCAGACUCUCUCCAUGCCAAGUACAACACCAGGACCUGUGCUAUAGUGGUUGGAGACGACCAGUGGGGUCACCUGCAGGUCGACGCCACCUCACUAUUCCUGUUCUUCCUCGCUCAGAUGACCGCAUCCGGUCUUCAUAUUGUCUACACCCAAGAUGAGGUGGACGUAAUUCAGAAUCUCAUGUUCUACAUCGAGGCAGCUUACAAAGUGGCAGAUUAUGGGAUGUGGGAAAGAGGAGACAAAACCAACCAGGGCAUCACUGAGAUCAAUGCCAGCUCUAUAGGAAUGGCCAAGGCAGCUCUGGAGGCGUUAGAUGACCUCAACCUGUUCGGAGCGAAAGGGGGGCCGGGAUCUGUGGUCCACGCCUUCGCUGAUGACAUACAGCACUGCCAGUCCAUCCUGACCUCAAUGUUACCCAGGGCAUCGAUCUCGAAAGAGGUGGAUGCCGGAGUCCUGUCCAUCAUCUCCUACCCUGCUUUUGCUGUUGAGGACAUCAGCAUAGUCAACAUGACUAAGGAGGAGAUCAUCUCUAAACUCCAGGGUCGAUACGGCUGCUGCAGGUUUCUCAGAGACGGACACAAAACACCUAAAGAGGAUCCAAACAGACUUUACUACGAGUCUGCGGAGCUGAAGCUGUUUGAGAACAUCGAGUGUGAGUGGCCACUGUUCUGGACCUACCUCAUUCUGGAUGGCAUUUUUAUCAACAGCCCUGAACAGGUGCAGGAAUACCAGGAGGCUCUGGAGGGAAUCCUGAUCAAACAGAAAGACGGGAUACGACUGGUCCCAGAGCUCUACAGUGUCCCCGCAGAUAAGGUGGAGCAGGAGUACGUGAGCCCUCACUCUGUGGAGAGGGUCCCUAUGGGCAAAUGUCCUCUGAAAUGGGCACAGUCUCUGUACAUCUUGGGAAACCUUUUGGCUGAGGGUUUUCUCGCCCCCGGUGAGAUCGACCCUCUUAACCGGCGUUUCUCUACCAUCCCUAAGCCUGAUGUGGUCGUACAGGUGUCGAUUCUCGCAGAGACCGAAGAGAUUAAAGAGCUGCUGUUAAAGAACGGCAUAGAGGUGGAGACAGUGGCUGACAUCCAUCCCAUCCACGUGCAGCCCUCUAGAGUCCUCAGCCACAUUUACGCCAGGCUCGGGCGAAACCCGAGGCUGGGUCUGACCGGGCGACCCUACAGGAGAAUCGGAGUGCUGGGAACCUCCAAGUUCUACAUCAUCAGGAACACCAUCUUUUCAUUCACACCUCAGUUCAUCGACCACCAGCAGUUCUACUUGGCACUGGACAACAAGAUGAUCGUGGAGAUGUUGAGGACAGAAAUCGCCUACCUCUCAUCCAGAUGGAGGAUGACUGGACGGCCCACCGUCACCUUUCCCAUUUCACAGACUAUGCUGACUGAAGACCACACGAACCUGGACCCUGCAGUCUUGGCUACACUGAAGAAGUUACAGGAUGGAUACUUUGGAGGAGCGAGGAUCCAGACGGGGAAGCUGUCAGAGUUCUUCACCACUUCCUGUUUCGCUCAUCUCAGUUUCCUGGACGGUAAGGGUCCUGGCAGCAUGGGCCACCACAGCGAAGAGUAUGAUGAUGAUGAGGGUGGCAGCGAUGGAUACGUGCAUGAGUUGCAUUGUGAUGAUGAGGCUGACGACCUCGCUCAGUACCUGGAUCACCUGUUGGCCCAUUCUGCCCCCAAGAAGCCCAAACAGCAGGUCGGGGGUUUGGGCAGGUUCAAGGCUGUUGCCACCAAAACAAAGGAGAUGGUGUCUCUGAUGAACAAGGCUCAGGACCUUAACGUACACAAUGUCAACAUGUACCUGCCAAACAAACUGUUUCGCUCUCCUCAGUCGUCACUAAACCUGAACCUCCCAGACUCCUCUGGACACCAAGAAGCUCCGGUGCCAGAAGUGGCAGUCACAACAGAGAGCGGCAUCCCCAGAGACACAAGCGGAGCCAUCGAUUACAACGCUCUGGUCCAGCUGCUAAAGGACACACAAAGUCUCCAGGACCAGGCUGAUAUACUCUACAUCCUCUUCAAAGACAAGGGCAUGGACUGGGACACCCGUCUGCACGGUAAAGGCUCCACCGUGCAGUCUCUUCUGACUGACCUUUAUGAAAAGGCUGGUGAACUCAGACACUGGGGCCUCAUCAGGAUGAUCUCUGGCAUGCUGAGGAAGAAGGUGGAGGAGCUCGACUCGGCCUGCUCUGAUUUGCUGGCGCACCAGAAGCACCUGACCGUGGGUCUACCUCCUGAACCCAGAGAGAAAACCAUCACCGCUCCCAUACCUCCAGACCAGCUGGCUGCUCUCAUCGACGAGGCCAGCGACAACAACAUCAGCGUGGCCAUACUCACUCAGGAGAUCAUGGUGUACCUGGCUAUGAGCAUAAGGACUCAGCACAGUCUGUUCAGUGAGAUGUUCAGGCUCCGUAUCGGUCUCAUCAUCCAGGUCAUGGCCACCGAACUGGCCCAGUCGCUCAACUGCUCAGGAGAGGAGGCCACAGAGAGUCUGAUGAGUUUGAGUCCGUCUGAACUGAAGAAUCUGCUCCACCACAUCCUCAGCGGGAAGGAGUUUGGAGUCCAGCGCAGCAUGCGAGAGAUGGACGCCGGAGUCAGUCCUGCCAUCUCCAUCCACCAUCUGGGCAACGUUGGCGCCACCAAGAGCGAGAGAGCAGGCAUCAGCAAACUGAAGAGCGACAUGAAGAUGGCGGAGCACAGGUUGUCCUUGACGGAUCCAUUUAAGGACCCCAGGCUGUCUGUAGCAGAUCCAGUUAUGGAGAUGGACCGCAGGGUGUCUUUGACUGGCUCAGUUAAGAUGCAGAGGGAUCACAGUUUGUCUUUGCCAGAGCUGAUCAAAGUGAUGAUGUUCGACCAGUCACUGACUUCCCCUCGUAAGAGCAUGCGAUCGCAGUCACUGGACAUAGAAAACAUCGAAUCCGGGAGGUACAGGCUGCCGUCAAUAGAAUCUCUGGACAUCCCUGAGAGUAUUCCAGUCGCCAAGGACACCAGACACGGCCAGUGGCUGCGCAGGAGGCGUCUGGACGGCGCUCUGAACCGAGUCCCCAUCGGGUUCUACCAGAAAGUCUGGAAGAUCCUGCAGAAGUGCCACGGUCUCUCCAUAGAGGGAUUUGUCCUUCCUUCUUCUACCACAAGAGAGAUGACACCUGGCGAGAUCAAAUUCUCCGUCCAUGUGGAGACGGUUUUGAACCGCGUCCCUCAGCCUGAGUACCGUCAGCUGCUGGUGGAGGCCAUCCUGGUCCUCACCAUGCUGGCCGACGUGGACAUCCAGAGCAUCGGCUCCAUCAUCCAUGUAGAGAAGAUCGUCCACCUCGCUAAUGACAUGUUCUACAAGGAUCAGAUGGACCUGGGAGCAGAGGAGCACAUCCUGGAGAAGGACCCGUCCACCGGAAUCUGCAAGCUGCUGUACGACAGCGCCCCCAGCGGUCGCUUCGGGAGCAUGACCUACCUCACCAAGGCUGUGGCGGUGUACGUGCAGGACUUGCUGCCCAGCGGGUCGUGUGCUGUGCAGUGAGAGGACGCCACGGCAAAACCAGAAUAGGCAUGAAACCACUCGAUCAAAAUGGUUAAAGCUGAAACAGUUUUUACUUUAAAACAAUGAUAAAUAAACACAGAUAGGAUCAGUUUUAUAUCGUCAGUGUGUGUUGAUCAGUGAGGUUUGAGAUAUUUGUUACAGUAUGUUUUAUUGUCAACAUGUGGGAAAUACACUUAUCUGCUUUCUCUCCCAGAGUUAGAGGAGGAGGAAGACUAGCUGUUUCCUUCCAAUCUCAGUCUUUGUGCUAAGCUAAGCUAACUGGCUGCUAACUGUAGCUUCAUAUUACCUGCACAGACAUCAGAGUGGUAUUGAAGAAGCUUAUUUUCACUAAAUGUCAGACUGUUCCUUUAGAUUAACGGCAAAACAAAAGUUCAUAGAUAGGAUCUAAUGUGUACUGUCAGCAAUUGCAUGGACUUUCAGACAGGCAUCGACAGUGUUCAGCGUCUUGAUCUCCAUGGCAACACACAUCAACAUGUAUUUCAGAUC
This is a messenger RNA of Toxotes jaculatrix (banded archerfish), 4568 nucleotides long. It is a transcript of the gene phka1a, whose product is annotated as phosphorylase kinase, alpha 1a (muscle). Gene Ontology annotation, biological process: glycogen metabolic process. Gene Ontology annotation, molecular function: calmodulin binding. Gene Ontology annotation, cellular component: phosphorylase kinase complex. The record is from RefSeq and is a predicted model, not a curated record. Lineage: Eukaryota; Metazoa; Chordata; Actinopteri; Toxotidae. The transcript has 36 exons. Bases 216 to 4061 code for a protein of 1281 amino acids.